AUGUUCCAACGAACCAUCCUCAGACAGGCUCAGGCCGCCCGCUCAAUCCUCUCCACUUCCUCUCCCUCUAUCGCAUCGCUGGCGCUGCGACGGACAACACAACAACGUCUGCCGGCCCUCCGGGCAUUCGCGCCCCAGACUACUCGCUUCUACUCCACGGAGAAGGAGGCUGAGACUGCCGAGGCUGAAUCCGAGGACUCCGAUGCUAAGAAGCUCGAAGCAAAGGACCGCGAAAUCAUUGAGCUGAAGGACAAGUACCUUCGCGCAGUCGCGGAAUCCCGCAACCAGAUUGAACGCAACAAGCGUGACAUGGAUGGCGCCCGCAAAUUCGCCAUCCAGGGCUUCGCCAAGGAUCUCCUUGACAGCAUUGACAACUUUGACCGCGCUCUGCUGGCCGUGCCCAAGGAACAGCUCUCCGCUCCCAAGACUGAAGACAACAAGGCUCUCCACGAGCUCGUCGAAGGUCUUAACAUGACCCAGAGCAUUCUCCUCAACACCCUCCAGAAGCACGGCCUUGAGCGCUUCGAUCCCGCCGAGCUGGUCGAAGGCAAGCCCCAGAAGUUCGAUGCCAACCUGCACGAGGCCACGUUCAUGGCCCCCUCCCCCAAUCACGAGGACGGUGAUGUUAUGCAUGUUCAGAGCAAGGGCUUCCGUCUUAACGGCCGCGUUCUGCGGGCUGCCAAGGUUGGUGUUGUCAAGAACGCCUAA
Messenger RNA from Penicillium soppii, 708 nucleotides. RefSeq names its product mitochondrial nucleotide exchange factor MGE1 (gene grpE). Gene Ontology annotation, molecular function: adenyl-nucleotide exchange factor activity; protein homodimerization activity; protein-folding chaperone binding. Gene Ontology annotation, biological process: protein folding; protein import into mitochondrial matrix. Bases 1 to 708 code for a protein of 235 amino acids. The transcript is spliced from 3 exons. NCBI's taxonomy places the organism in Eukaryota, Fungi, Ascomycota, Eurotiomycetes, Eurotiales, Aspergillaceae. The record is from RefSeq and is a predicted model, not a curated record. Gene Ontology annotation, cellular component: PAM complex, Tim23 associated import motor.